Messenger RNA from Eucalyptus grandis, 1615 nucleotides. Its product is annotated as inositol-tetrakisphosphate 1-kinase 3. Gene Ontology annotation, biological process: inositol trisphosphate metabolic process. Gene Ontology annotation, molecular function: inositol-3,4,5,6-tetrakisphosphate 1-kinase activity; magnesium ion binding; ATP binding. The transcript is spliced from 11 exons. The record is from RefSeq and is a predicted model, not a curated record. NCBI's taxonomy places the organism in Eukaryota, Viridiplantae, Streptophyta, Magnoliopsida, Myrtales, Myrtaceae. The coding region runs from base 268 to 1326 and encodes 352 amino acids. Gene Ontology annotation, cellular component: cytoplasm.
CCCGCGGCUUUAUAUAGGUUACAUGCAAACUCCCUCCCUCUCUCUCUCUCUCUCUCUCUCUCUCCGUGAUGCAAUUCUAGAUAGAUUGGAGAGCUCCAUGGUGGAGACCGAGGGAACCCAGUAAAAAGCUCGAGAAAGAAGGAUCUGGGUUGGCCUCAUUUUCUUGUGUUUACACGGGAGGGAUCCAGGAGCUAGGACGGAGGCCAAAAUCUUGGUCCUUCAUUUGCAUUUAGGACUCGGGCGGCGAUACUGCAUUCGACGGUGGGGAUGAGGUUAAGUAGGGAGACUUCCAGCGAAGACGAGGAAGAGAAGGAGACACCGGUGAGUCCACGCAUCUGUCCGAGCUCACUCGACGUCGAUUACAAGGUGGUGGUGGGCUACGCGCUGACUACCAAGAAGAAGAAGAGUUUCAUGCAACCGAAGCUCGAAGGGCUCGCGAGAAACAAGGGGAUACUGUUUGUUGCCAUCGAUCUCAGCAGGCCCCUAGCAGACCAAGGUCCAUUCAAUGUUGUUUUGCACAAGAUAUCAGGAAAGGAAUGGUUCAAGAUCAUUGAGGACUACCAGAGAAAACAUCCAGAAGUAGCUGUAGUUGAUCCUCCUGAUGCUAUUGAACAUUUACAUGAUCGCCAAUCUAUGCUCCAGGAUGUUGCAGAUCUAAACAUGCAUGACUGCUCUGCCACAGUGGGAGUUCCAAAGCAAUUGGUCAUAAGAGAAGAUUCUCAAUCCAUCCCGCGUGAGGUUGCUGAAGCUGGACUAUGUUUGCCACUAGUUGCCAAGCCACUAGUGGUGGAUGGAACCUCCAAGUCCCAUGAACUGUUUCUUGCUUAUGAUCAGUCCUCCCUUGUAGAGCUUGAGCCUCCCCUUGUUUUGCAAGAGUUUGUCAAUCACGGCGGUAUUCUCUUUAAGGUAUAUGUUAUUGGCGAUUUUGUAAAGGUUGUCAGGCGUUUCUCUCUCCCAAAUAUCAGCAGGCGGGAACUUUCUAAACUCACUGGGUUGUUUCCAUUCCCAAGGGUUUCCUCUGCUGCAUCUUCUGCGGAAGAUGCAGAUCUCGACCCCGGUGUAGCUGAACUCCCUCCCAGACCCUUACUGGAGAGGCUUGCCAAAGAGCUCCGCCACCGGCUGGGUCUCCAGCUGUUCAACAUAGAUUUGAUAAGGGAGCAGGUGAAUAGAGACAUGUAUUUUGUCAUUGACAUCAACUACUUUCCAGGUUACGGUAAAUUGCCCGGCUACGAGCAUAUGUUUACCGAUUUUUUACUGAGCGCCAGCAAAAGCAAGGAGAAAACUGGAACUAUGGGAAACAAGUUCAAAUUAUGCAUGCAGUAUUAGACGGUCCUCGGAAUCCGCACAGUUGACAUAUAUCUCUGACUGUUUUCAGGUAAGUUCGACCCAGUACCCGGUGCCCGCCAAUCUGCUUCAGAUAGCAUUCAGGAAUUUAGCACCUUUCAUCUCUGGAACGGAGCAUCAGACUCAUUCUGUUGCAGAGGAUGCACCUUCAAAGUCAUGUCCAGUUAUAUUUGUCAAUAUACAUAAUCCAAUCUUUCAUAGCAUCACGUUUGAUGUAACAUUUUAACAGUUAUCUUAAUUCGUUCCAAUAAAAACAGGAUCUUUUUCUUCA